Messenger RNA from Bursaphelenchus xylophilus (pine wood nematode), 1164 nucleotides. Lineage: Eukaryota; Metazoa; Nematoda; Chromadorea; Rhabditida; Aphelenchoididae. The record is from the annotation of a GenBank genome assembly.
AUGAUCGCGGCUCCCCCCUCCGGAGCCGGAAGUUCGGCAUCGCCGCGCGACUACGACUUCCUCUUCAAGUUGCUGAUCAUCGGAGACAGUGGUAAGACUUUCGUUUUGCCUAGAAUUCUAUAAUUUAUUCGUUUUGAACGGUUUUGGCCAAUUGCCAUCUAUUUUUUGAUAAGAAAUAAUUUAUUCUUGGUGUUUUCGGGGGUUGUUUGCGAUGAAUAAUGUGUUUUCAGGUGUGGGAAAGUCCAGCCUGUUGAUGCGAUUUGCCGACAAUGUUUUCUCAAGUAAGUUUUUAUCGGUUUUGAUUGUAUUUUUUUAUUCUUAGACAGUUACAUCACAACAAUUGGUGUGGAUUUCAAAAUUCGAACGAUAACUGUGCUGGAUAAGAAAGUGAAGCUCCAGAUUUGGGACACCGCGGGCCAAGAGAGAUUUCGAACUAUCACGUCGACGUAGGCUACCCAUUCUCAAGAUCUGAGCUCAGAUUUUAUAUUAUUCUAGGUACUACCGAGGAACCCACGGAGUUAUCGUUGUGUACGAUGUAACUAAUGGAGAGAGCUUUAUAAAUGUCAAACGAUGGCUGAAUGAGAUCGAGAAGAAUUGCAGCAAUGUGCCACGAAUACUAGGCAAGUGUUUUUUCGAGAGUAUUUUAUUCUUUCCAUUUUUAGUCGGGAACAAGAUUGAUGAGCCUGCCAGACGGGUGGUUCUGGAAGAAGAUGGGCGAAACUUCGCCGAGACUAUGAAGAUUCCAUUCUACGAGACUUCAGCAAGGAAUGGUGUCAAUGUUGAUCAGGUUGGUGGAGUUUUGAAGGUUGUUUGUAAUGGAUAAUAGCCGUAAUUUUUGAGCUAAAAAAUUUUAUAUUUUGGAUUCAAAUGUCGCUUUGUUGAUGAUAUUUUAGCCAACAUGAUGGAUUCUGGUAUCUUUAGAUAGCACUAUUUAUCAGAUUUGGUGUGGAUUUUGUAAAAUUUUAGUCAAUUUGAUGUUAUCCAUGACAAAUAACCUGAAUUUUUGUCCCAAAAAUCAUCUCUAAAUCCUUUCAGAUCUUUACCGACCUCACCGAAAUCGCUUUAAAACUCAAAUUGUCCACGGCAGCACAAGAGCAAGCGGAGGGUAUCCGACUGGGCCGACCUCAACCAAAGUCCACCAAAAAGAAGUGCAAGUGCGGAUAA